Molecule: messenger RNA, 1260 nt
Organism: Colletotrichum higginsianum IMI 349063
Lineage: Eukaryota; Fungi; Ascomycota; Sordariomycetes; Glomerellales; Glomerellaceae
Product: Extracellular serine-rich protein
Exons: 5
Coding region: 1-1260 (419 amino acids)
Source: RefSeq, a predicted model, not a curated record
AUGGUACGGUCAUUGGUAUUGGGGGUCGUCGCCUUGGCGGUCCUGGUGACGGCCCAGUCCUCGAUCACGCCGAUAUCGCCGACGCCGUUCCUCACUUCGACGCCUGCUCCUGGCUCGACUCCGGCGCCAACUGGGACAACGGAUGUCAGGGCGGAAACAUCAGCGACUGGGGCCACUUCUGCUUCCGCGGCGGAGACUCACACCAUUGCCGUUGGUGUUUCCGGGUACUCGUUCACGCCUUCGAAGACGGAGGCCAAGGUCGGCGAUACCAUUGAGUGGAUCUUCUAUCCCGACGCCCACUCUGUCAUCCGCGCCGAGUUCGGCUUCCCCUGUACGCCGUACGAAUAUGUGGACAUUGGCCGCCAGGGGUUCUACAGCGGCCCUCAGCCGGUCAAGGCCAUCACUAAUAACAUGCCGCGGUAUCAGGUUGUCGUCAACGACACCGAGCCGAUCUUCUUUUACUGCGGCGCCCCGGGGUCGUGCUAUAAAGAGAAAAUGAUCGGGGUCGUCAACGAAAACUCGACCAAUACGCUGGCGAAGCAGCUCGAGGCGGCGCUCCCGUUGACCACGCAGAUCCUCCCCGGCGAACCGUUCCCCGUCGAAUCGGACGCGCCCAGGCCCACCAACGGCUCCGGCUCCGGAUCCUCGGACAACAACGGCGCCGUCAUCAACAACAACUUCCACCACGCCCUGAGCGGCGGCCAGAUCGCCGGCAUCGUCAUCGGGGCCGUCUCCUUCCUGCUGCUCGGCGGGAUCCUGGUCUACAUGUGCGGGCGCCGCGGCGGGCUCAACCGCGCCUACCGACGAGCCUCGACCAUGUACCAGACCCAGCCCCCGCCGCAGCUGCCUCCGCAGCGGCCCAUCACGGAGAUCAACUACAUGGUGCAGCCCAAGAGCCCGGCGACGCAGGAGUGGAGGAACAGCCACUACAGCUCCUUCAGCGCCGCCCCGUACCGCGACGCCACCUCCGUCGGCCAGUUCUCGCCCUCGGUCAGCCCUCAGCCGACCGGUUUCGCGCACCCGCUGGGCGGCAUGCACACGUACUUCGACCCUCGCAUCUCCUCGAUAGCACCGAGUUCCGUCUUCGAGGCUCCGGACAACCAAAGCGCGGCGGCUCCCGCUCCGCUCAACGUCCCCGGCGCCGCGCCAGUCGAGCUGCCGUCGUUCAGCGAUCCGGGCAACUCCCCGCUCCCGACGUACACGUCGCGGUUCUCUUUCAUCGGGCAGGAGAGCGAUUACCGGCCGACAAAGGAGACGUAG